AGAAAUUGCGUUUUUUUCUGCCGGUUCUAGAAAACCAACCACGAGUUGUCGUCGUGUGGGAGAAUCCAUCUUGAAGAGAGCUCUCCGGUUGUGUUACCAGUAUUAUAUUGCAAAAUGUCUGAGAUAGAGCAGCAGUAUAUGGAAACAUCGGAAAACGGACACGAAGUCGAAGAUGAUUUUAACGGAGCGGAAAACACCGAGGAAGGUAACGAAGAGAGCGCCGUGAAUGACUGCGGAGAGGAGGCAGAGGGCGCAGGGCCCGACGCCGACGGGAAUUCACAAAACGGUGGCACAGAGGGCGGCCAGAUCGACGCCAGCAAAGGCGAGGAGGAUGCAGGGAAAAUGUUUGUUGGAGGUCUCAGCUGGGAAACGAGCAAGAAGGAUCUUAAAGAUUACUUCACUAAAUUUGGUGAGGUGACAGACUGCACCAUAAAGAUGGACCAGCAGACAGGCCGGUCAAGAGGAUUCGGCUUCAUUCUCUUUAAAGAGGCAGCCAGUGUAGAAAAGGUUCUUGAACAGAAGGAGCACAGGCUAGAUGGCCGAGUGAUCGACCCCAAGAAGGCCAUGGCCAUGAAGAAGGAUCCAGUCAAGAAAAUAUUUGUUGGAGGCCUUAACCCUGACACGGCUAAGGAAGUCAUUCAGGAGUACUUUGGGACCUUCGGAGAGGUUGAAACCAUUGAGCUUCCACAAGAUCCAAAGACAGAAAAGAGGAGGGGAUUCGUAUUCAUCACAUAUAAAGAUGAGAUUCCCGUCAAGAAGGUUAUGGAGAAGAAAUACCACAAUGUUGGUGGAAGCAAGUGUGAAAUUAAAAUAGCCCAGCCCAAAGAAGUCUACCAGCAGCAGCAGUAUGGUGCUCGUGCAUACGGUGGUGGUGGAGGAGGAGGAGGAGGAGGAGGACGCGGCGGCAGGGGCCGUGGAGGUCAGGGACAGAACUGGAAUCAAGGUUACAACAACUACUGGAACCAGGGAUACAACCAGAACUACGGCGGAUAUGGACAGCAAGGCUACGGCGGAUAUGGCGGCUACGGCAACUAUGACUACUCUACUGGUUAUUACGGCUAUGGGGGUGGCUACGAUUACAACCAGGGCAAUACAAGCUAUGGGAAAACUCCAAGACGUGGAGGCCACCAGAGUAGCUACAAGCCAUACUGAUCACACGUAGUGCAGGUAUGCAUUUUUGCAUCAUCCGUGGUAGUAUGAGAACAUAGCUGUAACCAUUGGUGCCUUUUUGACCCCAAAGAUCUCCAUCUACUCUAAAUCCAUUCAAGCAUUGUGGUGGGGUUAGGGUAGACUGUGUUGUGGGGUCUGUUACCAUUAAAGAUGGAUUCAUUCCACCUGUCAGCCAUCUUAAGAUGCAUCUCUACUACUUGAUCAAUAAGGGUUGAGUUGGUGGUGGUUGAGAACAGGAAUAAGGACCGUCACCUUUCACCAGGGUGCUAGGUGUAAUAGCUAGCGGUCGUGCCCCCUCCCCCCCAAAGUGUGUCUGUCCAUUCACUGACCUGUCAAAACUCAUUCAUGCACUUGUCUGUCUUUGUGUAACUGCAUGCCAUAUUUGGUUUAUUCUCAGUAACGUUAAGCACCGUGUUUUUCUCUUAAGGUCUAAAGUAAAUAAGAAAGAGAUCCAUGGUCUGACCACAACCAACAUGGGCUCUGGCUUUUCCUUUGGAGUUGGCAGAAAUUUGGACUCAUGCUCCAUUUGUACAGAUCAAGUGAGGAACUGGGGAAGCAAAUGUCACUUUUCCACUUUUUAUUUUAUAUUGUUUUGUGUCCAUUUACAUUUCCAGUGAUGGAAGUGUUAUUUUUACUGUACUUUUUGGUACCUUUUUGAAUCUAAUGUAUUGUAUGGUUGUAUUUUUACAUGUCUACUGGAUUUGCAGAUGAGCAGGAGCAAGAGCUUUUAAAGCUCACAAAUAAAACAAAAUUGUUUUUCUUUCUUUUUUUUUCUUUUGGUGUUUCUAGAUCUUUAGUUAUUUCUUCCCAUGCUGAAUGUUGGAUGCAAGUUGCAUGGCUUCAGAUGUGGGAUGAGGCAAAAAUAAGGGAUUUAAACUAAUCAAAGGGUUCAUUGUAAGAGUGUCAAGUGAAUGUUUUCAGAUGGUCUAGUAGACGAAGACAACCAGCAUCUUUUUUUUUUUUUUUUUUUUUCGGCUUUUAUGGAGAUUCUUCCCCCAUCAUGUCUGCAAUUUUAAGUGGCUUUACUAGUGUUAUUCAACUGAACGCAAGCCUGUUAAUGUAAGAGGGUACUCCCUCUCUCACUGGAUACUCAUUCCUCUAGUGUCUUGGGCAAAUUGGUAGAAAUAAACUUUUGGUUUAUAUUA
This is a messenger RNA of Trematomus bernacchii (emerald rockcod), 2315 nucleotides long. It is a transcript of the gene hnrnpaba, whose product is annotated as heterogeneous nuclear ribonucleoprotein A/Ba. The transcript has 8 exons. NCBI's taxonomy places the organism in Eukaryota, Metazoa, Chordata, Actinopteri, Perciformes, Nototheniidae. Gene Ontology annotation, molecular function: RNA binding. The record is from RefSeq and is a predicted model, not a curated record. Gene Ontology annotation, biological process: regulation of gene expression. Bases 115 to 1152 code for a protein of 345 amino acids. Gene Ontology annotation, cellular component: nucleoplasm.